CCGGGUUUGAAGGCCGGCGUCCCCCCCAGGGCGGCCCCCGAGAUGGUGUCGAUGCUGAAGCGCAACUCGUGCGGGAAGGCGCUGGACAUCGCCCGGCAGGCGCGCGACAUGCUGGGGGGCAACGGGGUGUGCGACGAGUACCACGUCAUCCGGCACCUGCUGAACCUCGAGGCCGUCAACACCUACGAAGGCACGCACGACAUCCACGCGCUGAUCCUGGGCAGAGCCAUCACGGGGCUGCAGGCCUUCACCGCCGGCACGGCCGCCGACAAGCGGGGGUAGGGCCCGGGCCGGCGUCUGCGGUGAGACCGCGGC
This is a messenger RNA of Oxyura jamaicensis (ruddy duck), 315 nucleotides long. Its product is annotated as glutaryl-CoA dehydrogenase, mitochondrial-like. The transcript is spliced from 2 exons. The record is from RefSeq and is a predicted model, not a curated record. NCBI's taxonomy places the organism in Eukaryota, Metazoa, Chordata, Aves, Anseriformes, Anatidae. Gene Ontology annotation, cellular component: mitochondrial inner membrane. Gene Ontology annotation, molecular function: flavin adenine dinucleotide binding; glutaryl-CoA dehydrogenase activity; fatty-acyl-CoA binding. Gene Ontology annotation, biological process: fatty acid beta-oxidation using acyl-CoA dehydrogenase; fatty-acyl-CoA biosynthetic process. Bases 43 to 282 code for a protein of 79 amino acids.